CGGGAGAAGCCGCCUCGCCGCCGCGGGUGCGAGUGUCCCAGCAGAAGCACUCACUCGGGCAACCCGGCCCGACGGCCACGCUCUCGGAGGCCUUUGGUGCCAGCCUGGCCUCCCUUCGCUAACUUGGGCAAGUUUGACGAGAGACAAACGUCUCAGUUCUCGCUCUCCCUCCCUCCCAGCGGGUCCCGCUGCAGCGCCCCGGGCCGCCGCGACCACAGCCCUGAGAGCACCGCUGCCCGGCGCGCUCGGCCGGCGGGGAGGGUUGGCCCCUAAACCCGCUAGUCCAGCCCAACCGCCCCGGCGGCUUCUCCCAGCCCUCGGGGCUCUCCGGGGCGGCCUGGAGAGACGUCGAGCGCAGCCCCAACUCCCGCCUGCUCGCCCGCCUCGGCCCCGGGAGGGAGCUUUGGGCCGGUGCGGGUCCGGGGGCCUCCGCGGCCUGGGGCAAAGCGGGUCCGGGGGUCUGGCCAGCCCGGCGGCCCCCGGGAGGCCGCGGGGACAGUACAGAGCGCGCGCCCUUGGAUGCGGUCCCGCAGCGACGCCCCGGCCCGCCCCGCUCCUCCUCCUGCCUGGUCAAGCUGCCUCCCAUUUGGGAAGUUUUGUGGGUUUUCUUUCUCCUCCUCCAACCUUGGCGGAGGCCACGACUCAAGCGCCACAGCCGGGGGCGGCCUCCUAGCCUGGAGGCCGCGGACCAUGGUUCAGGGCAGCCACCGCUGAAGUCAGCAAAAGCGAGCCUAGCCUGAAGCAGGCUGCACGGGAGGCCAAGGCCAUGGCCAUUGCCACGUCGGCCCAGCUGGCCCGGGCACUGUAUGACAACACCGCUGAGUCCCCCCAGGAGCUGUCCUUCCGCCGAGGGGAUGUUCUACGGGUACUGCAGCGGGAGGGCGCUGGCGGGCUGGACGGCUGGUGCCUCUGCUCCCUGCACGGUCAGCAGGGCAUUGUGCCCGCCAACAGAGUGAAGCUCCUUCCUGCUGGCCCAGCACCCAAGCCCAGCCUCUCCCCGGCGCCCCCAUCCCAGCCUGGUUCACCAUAUGCAGCCCCAGAUCACGGCAAUGAGGACCAGGAGGUAUAUGUGGUGCCACCUCCAGCUCGGCCCUGGCCUACCUCAGGACCUCCGGCUGGACCCUGCCCACCCUCCCCUGACCCCAUCUACAAGAUCCCCAGAAGCAGUGGGACCCAGCUGGCUGCCCCCGGAGAUGUCUUGGAGGUCUACGAUGUGCCCCCAACUGCCCUCCGGGUUCCAUCCAGUGGCCCCUACGACUGCCCUGCCUCCUUUUCCCCUCUGGCCCGGGCUGCUCUGCAGUCCCCUGGAGAGGAUGAAGCUCCCUACGAUGUGCCUCUGGCCCCGAAGCCACCUGCAGAGCUGGAGCCAGAUCUGGAGUGGGAAGGGGGCCGGGAACCAGGGCCCCCCCUCUAUGCUGCCCCCUCCAACCUGAAACGGGCAUCAGCCCUCCUCAACCUGUAUGAAGCGCCCGAGGAACUGCUGGCAGAUGGGGAGGGCGGGGGCACUGACGAGGGUAUCUACGAUGUGCCCCUGCUGGGGCCGGAGGCUCCCCCUUCUCCAGAGCCCCCAGGAGCCUCAGUCUCCAAUGACCUGGACACCUUGGCCCGGCUUCUGGCCCCAUCCCCACACAGGCCCCGGCUGCCCUCAGCUGAGAGCUUGUCCCGCCGCCCUCUGCCUGCCCUGCCUGUCCCUGAGGCCCCCAGCCCUUCUCCAGCUCCCUCUCCUGCCCCAGGCCGUAAGGGCAGCAUCCAGGACCGGCCUCUGCCCCCACCGCCACCCCGCCUGCCUGGCUAUGGGGGCCCUAAGGUCGAGGGCGAUGCAGAGAGCAGGGAGGUGGAAGACGAUCCAGCAGGGCUACACAAUGAGUAUGAGGGCAUUCCAGUGGCCGAGGAGUACGACUAUGUCCACCUGAAGGGCAUGGAUAAAGCUCAGGGAUCUAGGCCCCUCGAUAAGGCUUUUGCAGGGGAUCCUGAACUGCUGGAGAAGGGGCUGCCGGCCCAGCAGGAGGCCCUGUCCCCAGGGGAGCCGUUGGUUCUGUCCACCGGAGACCUACAGCUUCUGCACUUCUAUGCAGAGCAGUGCCAGAACCACUACUCGGCGCUGCAGGCAGCUAUGGCGGCCCUGAUGUCCAGCACCCAGACUAACCAACCCCCACGCCUCUUCGUACCCCACGGCAAGAGGGUGGUGGUGGCUGCUCACCGCCUGGUGUUUGUUGGGGACACGCUGGGCCGGCUGGCGGCCUCUGCCCCUUUGCGAGCACAGGUUGGGGCUGCAGGUACAGCGCUGGGCCAGACAUUGCGGGCCACUGUGCUGGCUGUCAAGGGGGCCGCCCUGGGCUACCCAUCCGGCCCUGCGGCUCAAGAGAUGGUGCAGUGUGUCGUGGAACUGGCGGGUCAGGCCCUGAAGUUCACCACCCUGCUCACCAGCCUGGCCCCCUGAGGGGCCCUUGGCACAUUUCUGCCCCUCUCCUGCCUGCCAAAGCCCCCUCCAGUCCUUGGGUGGCUGGAGGGCUCUGUUUUAGGGACUAGGAGAGGUGGUGGUAUCUUUCCCCUUUCCUGCCCCUUCCUGUCAUCUCAGCCUUUCACAGAGGCAUCUCCUCCCCCAACCCGCAGCUUUUUGUACGAGCCAUUUUGUAUAAAUUAUUUAUAUUUAAUAUUAUUCCCUGCUUUGUCAGGGGCAGGCAUCAGGCCCUCUGGGGCAGGGAGGCACUUGACUCUUCUCCUCCAGCAUAGGGUGGCAGUCAUUGCACUGCCACCCACCUCUGGAAGCUUGCCUGCCCAGAGAAUGAGAGGGGCAGAAACCUGGGGCUACAUGGAGCUUCUCUCUGUUUCUUGGCUCUGGAACAUCAGUGCCACACUGUUAGCUGAGAGUAAGGGCAGGACGUGGACUGCACAGAACGAGAAGAUUUGGGAGAGACCAGGCUGCUCCUCCCCUCCAAAGGCAGGAGAGGGCUGGGCUCAGGUGUGGCCGUGCACCUCAAUAAACCCUGUUGUCUGC
Lemur catta (Ring-tailed lemur) is the source of this 2998-nucleotide messenger RNA. It is a transcript of the gene EFS, whose product is annotated as embryonal Fyn-associated substrate. Gene Ontology annotation, biological process: cell migration; cell surface receptor protein tyrosine kinase signaling pathway. The record is from RefSeq and is a predicted model, not a curated record. Gene Ontology annotation, molecular function: protein binding. Gene Ontology annotation, cellular component: plasma membrane; cytoplasm; focal adhesion. NCBI's taxonomy places the organism in Eukaryota, Metazoa, Chordata, Mammalia, Primates, Lemuridae. The transcript has 6 exons. The coding region runs from base 767 to 2440 and encodes 557 amino acids.